CUAAAACAAGUAAACAAAAUAGAAAAACGCACGCGCACAUGCACGUGGGGACAUCUAUGAGAAGAAAGACUAUAUAUUACAGAUUACUUAUGAUUACAAUUAUUAUAUUUAACAUGAUUGAACAAAGCUAAUAACAUUUAAAAUAUAUAAAUUCUAACUGGGUACGAUGAUGAGGUCAAAAAUUAAAUAAAAUGUCUACCAUUAACUUAAAAUAUCAUCCAGAUAUUGAAUCUGCUUAUGCUGCAAUUAGAAAGUAUGAACUGGAGACCACUUCUAAGUACAUAUUAUACUACAGAGAAGCUGGUUUCAAUCAGAAAGACUUGGAUAAUUUGGACAAGAAAAAAAUUUGGUGGGAUAACCAUAUCCCCUUUGAUGGUAUUCCGUAUUGCCUUUUGGGGUCUGAAGUGUGGGACUGUCAUCACGGGCCAGACAGACACGUGAAUGAUAAAAAGAAACUUGUUGCCAAAAAGGAUGAGAUGGAAGAAGAACAUCCAUACACCAAAAAUUCAAAGAAAAGGUUUUUAGUUCAGAGUACCAAGAAGAUGGACUGCAAGUCACAGAUCACUCUUAAAGCUGUUGUUAAGUUUCCUGACUUUAAGGCCUAA
Molecule: messenger RNA, 605 nt
Organism: Mytilus trossulus (common blue mussel)
Lineage: Eukaryota; Metazoa; Mollusca; Bivalvia; Mytilida; Mytilidae
Exons: 5
Coding region: 192-605 (137 amino acids)
Molecular function (GO): DNA-binding transcription factor activity
Source: RefSeq, a predicted model, not a curated record